Messenger RNA from Bicyclus anynana (squinting bush brown), 1148 nucleotides. RefSeq names its product 40S ribosomal protein SA (gene sta). Gene Ontology annotation, cellular component: ribosome; 90S preribosome; cytosolic small ribosomal subunit. The transcript has 7 exons. The coding region runs from base 177 to 1094 and encodes 305 amino acids. NCBI's taxonomy places the organism in Eukaryota, Metazoa, Arthropoda, Insecta, Lepidoptera, Nymphalidae. The record is from RefSeq and is a predicted model, not a curated record. Gene Ontology annotation, molecular function: structural constituent of ribosome. Gene Ontology annotation, biological process: cytoplasmic translation; ribosomal small subunit assembly.
AUGUCCUUUUUGGCGCUACGAUCUUAACUUAAAAUGUAUAGAAUCCGAAGAUCUGACACUGAAAAAAAAAAUUAAAAGUUUACUAUCGCUCACUGUCACGUUUGACAGUUCUUUUAAGUCGAAGUGUCUCCCAGUGGCAUUAUACGCGUUUAGUCGUAACUCUAAUAAACGCAACGAUGUCGGGAGGAUUAGAUAUAUUGACUCUCAGUGAGGAAGAUGUGACCAAGAUGCUUGCGGCCACAACCCAUCUUGGUGCGGAGAAUGUACACUUCCAGAUGGGGACAUACGUGUACAAGCGCCGCGCGGACGGCACACACGUCAUCAACUUGCGCCGCACGUGGGAGAAGCUGGUGCUGGCGGCCCGUGCAGUGGUCGCUAUCGAGAACCCGGCUGACAUCUUCGUGAUCUCGUCGCGUCCGUUCGGCCAGCGCGCCGUGCUCAAGUUCGCAGCGCACACUGGCGCCACUCCCAUUGCUGGACGUUUCACACCCGGUGCAUUCACUAAUCAGAUCCAAGCUGCAUUCAGAGAGCCUCGCCUCUUGAUAGUUUUGGACCCUGCGCAAGACCACCAGCCCAUCACUGAAGCCUCAUAUGUCAAUAUACCAGUUAUCGCAUUCUGCAAUACUGAUUCACCACUGAGAUUUGUUGACAUUGCCAUUCCUUGCAACACUAAGUCAUCCCACUCUAUCGGUCUCAUGUGGUGGCUCCUGGCUCGCGAGGUGCUGCGUCUGAGGGGAGUCCUCGCCCGCGACCAGAGAUGGGAUGUGGUGGUUGACUUGUUCUUCUACAGAGACCCAGAAGAGAGUGAAAAGGAGGAACAACAAGCCAAAGAACAGGCUGUUAUUCCGGCUAAGGCUGAAGUGCCACCACCACCAGUACACGAAGACUGGAUCGAGCCUCCGGAGCCGGUCAGCACGUGGACUGAGGAUACGCCAGCGGCCGCGCCCGCUGCCGCGUUUGGCGCACCCGCUGCUGCUGCACAGGAAGAUUGGGCUGCUCAGGUACAAGAGGAGUGGGGCACGCCCGCGCAGCCCGCCGCCCCCGCCGCGGCACCCUCGUGGGGAGGCUCGGCGCAGGACUGGACCGCCUCCUAAGCCGUGUGCCUAUAUCGGUUAACAUCGUUAACAAAUAAAUACCUAAAAAAAUUA